Messenger RNA from Verticillium dahliae VdLs.17, 897 nucleotides. RefSeq lists its product as uncharacterized. Lineage: Eukaryota; Fungi; Ascomycota; Sordariomycetes; Glomerellales; Plectosphaerellaceae. The transcript has 2 exons. Bases 1 to 897 code for a protein of 298 amino acids. The record is from RefSeq and is a predicted model, not a curated record.
AUGCCCCGUCUUAAACCCAGACACGUCUCUGGCAUAGAGCAAGACCUGCUACAUCGCAACAAGCGAAUCAAGCUUUUCCUGUCAGCCAAUCAGGAAGAAGAGGCAUUGCUUGCCAACCCGCGGCACAUUGAGCACCUGAAUCAGCUCACAAACUCCGAGCUUCUGACUUUACGAGGAAUCGUGGUACAGUACGCAGGGCUGCUUGGCAUGACUGGAAUGCCUGCUCCUGGCGUGGUAGAGUUUCUGCUCGGGCUGACCUUUGACAACGGCUGGACCUCUAACAAACCCAUUGAAGAACGGCCCUUUUUCAUGACAAUCCGAGACAUCACGACGAUUGGCACCUGGACCAAAGACAUACUCACGCAUGCCCUUCAGCAAGGAUAUCUCCUUCCAAUAGGCAAGACCCGCAAUGGGCGUGAUGUGUACGGAUACGCGUCCUUAGCAGGCGGUGACGCGCCGAACGGCACCCACUUGCAAUUCAACUACGCGACCAUUGUGAACGGCACCUACGUCAAGAUGGCAUUGAGUGAUCUCGCGGCUCCUCGAGAUGAAGGCGUUACCAUCACCGACUUGAUCCGGUGCCACGACCAGUUCGUCAUGGACCAGGUGCUUUGUCACAACAUCCAAGCCGCCAAAUUCAUAGUGCAGCACCGCAUCAAACAGUUUGCGUCUGGAAAGAUGUUGGGUCUCGGAGUGACUGGAUGGAUGGAUCGCUUCGAGAGAACGGAGUCCCUCAGCAUCAAGAAACACCUCCUCGCCAACUUGUUUCCUCCGGCGAUCGCCCGGGAACUUGGUAAAGUGAAGAGUCGCUUUGGCUAUGACAUUUGCGACGUCAACGGCCUCAAAGAAUUUAAAGACAAAUUUUUCGUGAUAGCAAAGGGGUGGGAGAAGCCGUGA